This is a messenger RNA of Tribolium castaneum (red flour beetle), 1908 nucleotides long. RefSeq lists its product as uncharacterized. The record is from RefSeq and is a predicted model, not a curated record. Lineage: Eukaryota; Metazoa; Arthropoda; Insecta; Coleoptera; Tenebrionidae. The transcript is spliced from 6 exons. The coding region runs from base 334 to 1638 and encodes 434 amino acids. Gene Ontology annotation, molecular function: cytokine activity. Gene Ontology annotation, cellular component: extracellular region.
GCUCUCUAUCGUCCCUAAACCAAAAAAUCGUGUGUCUGAAAUCGCGUCAACAGCGUGACCAGCGAUUGUGUGCGGAUCUUCACCCUGAAAACCGAUCAUUCGUUUCCGUCUUAUUAAGCAUUGCUCGCGGAUUUUUUUCCAUCGUAGACAAACCGUCUAAGCCGACUAAAACAAAAAUAUCUACCACCACGACAAACACCAAGUGAGAGACAAAGAAACGACGUUGUUUUCCUACUCCGACUUACGAUAUCCAACCGAUUCUAAUAAUAAGACACCUUAGUUUAAAUUGUACUUCAGCGAGACGAGCAUCUCGUACGCGCGUACGCCACUGACAUGGGCCCCAUUUUUUUCGUUUUUGUUUUUGGGGCGGUUUUGGCCGCCCCCCUUAACCGCCCCCAUGAUGACCUUGACGCCAUCAUCGACCAAUUCAUCGAAAAACUCUACCAAUAUCAAGCCACCGGCGACAAUGACGAACAAAUGCAAAGCGAUCAACCCCCGGAAAACAAGAUCGACAGUGCUGACAACAUGACCGACUAUCUACGCACUUCACGAAAUCGCCAACGAGAUUUCGAUAAUGACGACAGAGCCAAAGAUAACUGGAUUCAAGUCUUGAAAGAGAAUAUUUUGCGUCAAAUUGGUCGGAGUAACAUGACGGUGAUUAACGAUGAUAGCCGAACGAACGUAUCGAUGAUACCCGAUGUGUUCAAUCGGACAACUUUGGACGACGACCACAUUACCGAAAAGAUACGAAGCUAUUACCCCUCUUGUGAAGUACCGACGAAUAUGGAACAAGACGUAUGGAAAGAUGAGAAUAUAAUGAACUUAUAUUUCAACAAUUUUGACAAUUCGGAUGAAAAAGGCUUAAAUAUUGCGACAGCAACGCUGCGACUUUACAGAAUACCAACCGAAAAUGUCACUAAAACAACGCAAAAAUCACCAGAUUGUGACACCAGUAGUACCACCGAAGAUGAGAAAUUGUUACGCGUGUCCAUUUAUUGGUACACGCGCUCAGUUCGGAAGAAGAAAGUCAAGCGCCGCCUCUCUGACAGCAAAGUGAUUCAAGAGAGCGCCCGUUGGGUGGAGCUAAGUGUGAAGCCAGCGGCGCGCGCAUGGUCACGUGGUCGCAACCUUGGGUUGGCAAUCCUGGUCGAGGACCAAGAAGGCACAAUCCUCAAGGCGGAUCGUCUCUUCAAAGGAGCUUUAUGCAUGGUCGGCGCGUCCACUCCGAAACCCAUUCCGAGCAUCAUCAUCGACGCCGCUCGCCAAUCCAACGAACUUGACCGACGAAUUCAUAGCCUACUUGGAGGAAAUUCAACGUCGUCCGUAUCUGGUGACAUACCAAUGCUACCAACCAUAGACGUGUGCACGCUGGAAUUCCCCGAAAACUACAGCCAGCCGCCGCAGAUCGGACAACUUCGGAUCAAUGCGUGCAAUUUGAAAAAGUCACACGAACAUGCACGAAUGUUGGCCGAAAGGGACCGACUCGAACGGCUGGCGACUUUACCCGAACUUUUAGCGCCGAGACAUAUUCGACACCAGCGACAACAUCUCAAGUUCGAUCCAAGGUCGAAUAUUGUCAAUAAAAGGAUUCUGACCAAUGAGGAACUACAAGCACUCAAUAUCACCAUUGACAGAUAGGUGCGAACAAAUGACUAACAAAAAGGAUAAGACUGUGUGAAAUUUAGAGUAGGCUAUGUAAGUUAUUUUUUUAUUAUUAUUAUUGUGUGUGUGUAUAUAUAGAGUCACGUGAUUAUGACAGAUGGCUUUUUUUAUAUAGUUGUUGGUGCUACCUCAUGUUAUUAUUUAUUCUUGUACUUAACUCCAUCAAAUACGAUUUUUCCUAACUAGACUAGUUGUUGUAAAUAUGUAUAAAAACAAAUGCUAUCGAAAUAAAUAUCUUUUUCUACA